AGUCUCGAGGUGUGUCCUUCUCGGCGGUUGGAAGUGUUAUCCGACAUUUAAGAGGUUGUUGGGGGUAGGGUGAAGUAAAGAGAGCCAACGUAGAGACCGUCGAAGGAACACAGAGAUGGCUCUAACUCGGUUAUUGUCGCUUCUGCUUAUUUUCUGCUACUUUUCUGCCUCAAAUGCCAAAGGUAAAAGUCGGGGGUUCUUUGGGGUUGUGGACCCUGAAAACUCAGGACGAGUAAUUGUGGAUCACACAACAUCAGACACGCUGAAGAGUAGCCUCACCACAGUCUUUCUCCCAAUCAUUUACAUCAUCGUGUUUGCAGUGGGACUUCCAGCCAACGGCAUGGCCAUCUGGGUCUUCCUGUUCAGGACCAAGAAGAAGCACCCGUCAUCCAUCUACAUGGCCAACCUGGCUCUGGCUGACCUGCUCUUUGUCAUUUGGACGCCCCUAAAAAUUGCCUACCACUUAAACGGCAACAACUGGACCUAUGGAGAGCCGCUGUGCAAAGUCCUUGUGAGCUUCUUCUACGGGAACAUGUACUGCUCCGUUCUGUUCAUCACCUGCCUCAGUGUGCAGAGGUACUGGGUUGUGGCUCACCCUCUGUCCCAGCAGAGGAAGAACAACAAAGUGGCUGUUGGUGUUUGCGUAGCCAUCUGGGCUUUUAUCUGGCUCACCACCACCCCUCUGUACCUGUAUGACCACACCGCCAAGCUCAAAGAACCCAACAUAACCACCUGCCACGAUGUCAACAUCAUACAUGACCCCCAAAAUCCAUUCCCCUCUGUCCAGCUCCCGUACUACUACUUCAUCUUCAUGGCUAUGGUUGUGUUCCUCGUCCCGUGUGUAGUGAUCGUUGUGGCCUAUAUUCUGCUUCUCAGGGCUCUAGGGAACAGCAUGGAUGAUAGUUCGGCUGCAAAGAACCGACACAGAGCUGUGGUAUUGAUCGUGACCGUCUUGGUGACAUUUCUGGUAUGUUUCAUCCCCAGCAACAUCAUGCUGGUGGUGCAUUACUCCCUCCUGAAGGAUGGAGUGAUCAAUAAUGGCUACAGCUUCUACAUCUCCACAUUAUGCCUGGCCAGCCUCAACAGCUGCCUGGACCCAUUCAUCUACUACUUUGUGUCUGAGGACUUCAGAAACCAUGUGAAGAACACGUUGUUGUGCAGGAGCAGCAGGACUGUGGAGAGGAUGAGAGUUUCAUUCAGUUCCAUGAAAUACUCCAGGAAGAGCAAGUCAUACGUGUCAGAAAGUGGGAACACACAGAGCAGUACCUGUUAGCCAGAUGAAGAAGGAGAUAUCAUGCGACAUGCUUGUGCUUGCUUGCACUCUAGUGUACCGAUAAAAUUGCAUUGUACACACAGUGUGUCACUGGGACACACUAGAUAGGCCUGUGAUAAUGGACAUUAGGGCCAUCAUUUGCAACCAGGUAACCUCAAAGCAUCAAAUAACCAAAGAUGAACUCUAAAUGUGAAGAUGCCAGGACUUGGAUGAGAAAGCAAUAUGUUUUAAGUUAUAUACAACUUCAUUAUGAACUGUUGUCUGGUGUUAAAAUGUGAAACAAUAUACAUAUUUUCAUUUAUCAUAUAUAGAAAUGGAGUUCAGUGCCUUAGUCCUCUUGGCUGCACAGAUACAGAUAAAUGUGGUUUUUGCCAAGAUUUUGACUGAGUAGUUCAUUGCACUGAACAUUUAAAGUUUAUAAUAUCUGUUAAAAAAAAAAAAAAAGAGCCACAUUAAUCUAAUGUGUACAGAGCAUUAGAGCGUAAUAUUUAUCCCUGCUUUUUGUGUUGUCUGUUCCUGCAGCAAGUUUUAAUUUGUUGUUUUAAACCACUUACAUGAAGAAAAUUGUGUGGUAUUGUUACAUAGUUUCUUAAAUAAAUGAUAAAACAACAGGAGUUGUUUCUGGAGCAGUUUCUGUGAAACUCCUUUACACUAUUGCGUAACCGAUUAAAGUUGUGUGCCUCUGA
This is a messenger RNA of Lates calcarifer (barramundi perch), 1959 nucleotides long. RefSeq names its product proteinase-activated receptor 2. Gene Ontology annotation, molecular function: thrombin-activated receptor activity. Gene Ontology annotation, cellular component: membrane. The coding region runs from base 116 to 1273 and encodes 385 amino acids. The record is from RefSeq and is a predicted model, not a curated record. The transcript is spliced from 2 exons. Gene Ontology annotation, biological process: positive regulation of Rho protein signal transduction; phospholipase C-activating G protein-coupled receptor signaling pathway; thrombin-activated receptor signaling pathway. Lineage: Eukaryota; Metazoa; Chordata; Actinopteri; Centropomidae.